This is a messenger RNA of Drosophila miranda, 8217 nucleotides long. RefSeq names its product MAGUK p55 subfamily member 7 (gene sdt). Gene Ontology annotation, cellular component: plasma membrane; adherens junction. Gene Ontology annotation, biological process: morphogenesis of an epithelial sheet; establishment or maintenance of epithelial cell apical/basal polarity; establishment or maintenance of polarity of embryonic epithelium. Lineage: Eukaryota; Metazoa; Arthropoda; Insecta; Diptera; Drosophilidae. Gene Ontology annotation, molecular function: protein binding. The transcript is spliced from 17 exons. The record is from RefSeq and is a predicted model, not a curated record. The coding region runs from base 521 to 6772 and encodes 2083 amino acids.
GUAAAAACACAGCCCCGCCUUCAAGACGGUCUCAGAAGCGCAGAAAAAAAAAAUACCCAAUGAAAUAAAUAUUAAAUUUUAGCUUAAGCUUUCGCCCUUAAAACGAAACGAAACGCACAAAAAACAAGCCAAAUCAUAUCGAAAUAAGUAAUUGUUUAAGUAAUCACAAGGAAUUGGAGAGAACAACAACAGCAGAAGCCAAAUAUUACUGUAAGGAAAUCCAUAAUUAUUCCAAGGAGAUACAGGUUCAAAUAUAAUACUGUAUACACGCGGAGGUUCCCAUACGGUGAUAGCACAUAUUGUGUGAGGGAAAAAUGCUCUCCAGUGCGUCUACUCCAUCAACAUCAGCUCCUGCAUACCGGAGAAAGCAACAGCAACAGCAGUAUCCGAGUGACCAUUGAUGCCAAGCGCCUGAGUUGGGGAACAAGUGGAAGCAAGUCGUUAGCCCCCGGCUGUGGAAAGGGAGUUCCUGAGCAGCGAGGAAGCGAAAUCCGUUGCCUUGGCGCCUCCGCGCUGCGCGAUGCAAGGGAACAGCAGCCGAUCCACGUUAAGCGCACAAUCCUCGGGCACACCGUCGGCCUCCACGAUAUCCUCGUCGCAGGGAAAGCAACAAGUUGUCGAACUAUCAGGCUAUGUCAUCAUACUCGUCGAGAAUGUGGAGGGGAAGAUUAAACUAUAUGGCUCACCGCCCGAUCGCGAUAAUCUGGAAGUGGGCGAUGAGAUACUCGAGGUUAAUGGCCUUUCCCUGGAGAACAUAUCGCGCACGGAGGUCAUACGCCACAUACACGAUUGCAUCAAAUCCUGUACGAUCUGUUUGCGGGUGCGCAAGAAGAAUGAUUCCCGAUUGGCCUGGGAUAUUGGGAAUUCGGUGCAGGACGCGUUUGUCAUUGCCGUCGAGGAGCACGCCCGGGAGCGACUGCAGCGAUUGGCGGCUCUCAAUCGAGUGACGCCCGUGGACAUAACCCAACUGUCGAAGAAGCUGCAGCAAAGCGGAAAGAGCGGCACAACGACAAGCCAGAAGCCGCAGGACCUCAGUUUCCUGAACGACUCGACGCCCAUCUAUGUGACGUCCUUCACCAGCAACCAGAUCACGUGCUGCAGCUCCACCAUGACAACGGCCACGGCGGGCGGCCCCAUCUCCGCCCCAAUGCUGGCACCCACCACAGCGACCUGCACGAUGCCUACGCCCGCCGUGGAGCAGCAGGCGGCCAGCCAGGGGGCCUCCGCGCUGGUAAGUGCCGCUGUGGCAGCGGCCACCGCCGCCGAUCGCAAUGCCAACAGUACCACCGCAGCGGCCCUCAAGCAGCAGAGGCAGAAGCAGCUUCCGAAGUCCGCGUGCAACACCGCCACAGCGAUCAGCGCCAUCGCGACAAGCAGCUCGACCAGCAGCGCCACCGGACACAUCUACCAGGCGAGCCAGGCCCAGCAGCAGCAGCUGCAGCAGCUCCAGCAGCAGCUGGCGGCGGCCGCCGCUGCGGGGAAGCCCCUCCAGGCCAAGUCCCUGCUCGCGACCAGCCUCCAGCAUCUGGCCGAGGAGGUGGACAACGAGGACCUCGACGACGACGACGACGACGUGGACGGGGCCAACUAUUGCGGCAUCACCUACAUCUCGUACAACAACAAGCAUGCCCAGCUGCCAACGACGACGCUGCCGGCCAGCACGACGCUUCCGGCGGCGGCGGCCACCCUUGCCACCACGGCGGCGAUCCACCAGCAGCGGCAGACGCACGCCCAAACCCACGCCCAGACCCACAGCCGCCCUGCCCCACUGCAGCUGUGUGCCAGCGAUGUCCAGUUCGUGGAUGCCGGCACCUCGACGUCGCCCCUGCUGGCCGCCACCAGCAUUGUGACGGCAGCGGACAUCGCCUUGCCGCCGAGCGGCGGCCAUCUCCACGGCACAACGACGCCCAAGACCGAGUACUCGACGGCCAUUUCCAGCGGACAGUUGCAGCAGGCCUUUGCCGAGCUGCAGUUGCAGUACUCCACCAAUAACAACACCUCACAGCAGCAGCAGCAGCAGCAGCAGCCACAGACCCAGACACAUUUCCAUCAGCAACAUUUAAUUUUAAGCAACAACAAUAAUAGCAAUAAUUCAAUCGCAUCCAGCGGCAUCACUACAGCAGCGGCCACAGCGGCAACAGCGGCAGCCACAGCGGCAUCCGUGAUGAAGAAUUGUGAUCUACUGAUAGCCAACAAUCUGUAUCCACCGAGACGAGAGUUACUAGAUGACGUCAUUGUUCAUCAAUCCAGCGAUGUCCAUGCAUACAACACCAAUGUAGCGACAGCGACAGCGACAGCCAACAGCAGCAACAAUCGAUCCCAGCAACAGCAGCAGCAGCAGCAGCAAUUGCUGAGUGCCGCCUACGAGCAGCAGCAGCAACAACUCUUGCAACAGCAGCAGCAGCAGCUGCAACACAGUCCCACAAGUAGCAUAUCAAUAGGAAGAACAGAACUGUUAUUGGGUGAUCAGAGUCUGCGGCAGGACUCCAGCAGGAACCGCCGGCGCUCCGGCUCAAGCAUAGUUGUCCUGGACGGUGAUGAUCUGAAGCCAUGUCUCCCGGAUGAUUAUAUAAGUGGACAGCAUCAUCAUUUACAACAGCAACAGCAGCACCAACAGCAUCCACACCAGCAGCAGCAGCAACAGCAACACCAGCAGCAACAGCACUAUCGCACGCAUUCGAGCGACAUAAGAGAGAUUGACCAGGAAAUGCUGACCAUGCUGUCCGUGAAUCAAGAUAACGGACCACAUCGUGAGAUGGCCGUCGAUUGUCCGGACACGUUCAUAGCGCGCAACAAGACGCCACCCAGAUAUCCGCCACCCCGUCCACCGCAGAAACACAAAACCACCAAGAAAACCAACACCACCACCACCACCACCAAGAACACCACCACAACCACCACCAUAUCGACAUUCCAUAAUGAUGAUCGUGCUAACAAACUGUUAAUUGUUGCAUAUCAUUCUUCACAUCGACAUGAACAACAACAACAACAACAACCACAACCACAACAACAACAUAAACACCAUCAUCAACACACAUCAACAAUUGUUGCAACCAUCGAUGAUGAUGUUGCCACACAAAAUCUGUACAAUCAAAAACAACAAAAUAAAUUGGAACAAAUCGAAAACUAUGAAAAUUGUCUACAAUCGGAACAACAACCACCACAACCACAACAACAGACAGCAGGGGCAGCUGUAGCAGCAAAAGCAACAACAGCAGCAACAACAACCACAAACACAACCACACAAGUGGCAGAGCAGCAGACGCCAUGCAACAAUAAAAUGCAACAAAAGACAACGACCAACAGCAGCAACAGCAACAGCAACAACAACAGCGGGAGCGGUAGCGGUAACGGUAACGGCAGCAGCAACAUGACAGAUGACUUCCUCUGCGUGGUGGAUGGCGGCCUCUAUCGCAGCCAGGACUCUGGCUCGCCCACGUCGACAGGCACCUUCGACGAGGUCCUGAGCAAGCAUACCCUGGACUCCUUCGGCAGCAUUGCCUACCGCCACUUGCACCAGCAGCAGCCCCAGCAACAGCAGCAGCAGCAACAGCAAGCGACGAGUAACGGCAACAGCAACAGCAACAGCAGCGGAUGUGGAAGUGGAACCACUGCCACGCCUAGCAAGGGGCAGACGCCUGUGGAUGAUCAGACCUUGGCCAGCAGCAACAAGUGCCACACAAGCAACACAAGCAACAGCAAUUCGCUGAACAGCAGCAACAGCUCCAUGCACACCAGCAACAGCAGCACCAGUCACAUUGCAAGUGCCGCCUCCUCCUCGCUGACGGCCCCCACCAGCAUUAGCAACAGCAACAACAGCAGCGGGGACAGCAACGGGAGCAGCUCGACCGUGCCCGAUGACCUAAGCCUUGCCCCACCCGGCUAUGAGCCAGUGGUGGCACUGCUGCCGCCCCUGCCACCGAUGACCAAGCACCGGGAGCUGCCCGUCGAUGUGCCUGACAGCUUCAUUGAGAUCGUGAAGACGCCGCCGCGAUAUCCGCCGCCGGCACAUCUCUCCUCGCGCGGAUCGCUGCUCUCCAAUGGCAGUGCCUCCACGGCCCAGACCACGCUCUCCUCGCUGCCUCCUGCCACUGUUGCCGCUGUGGGGCCUGCCACUGCCGCUGUCGCUGCCACUGCAACUGCAACUGCUGGUGGCGGUGGGAGUGUCAGUGGCAUAGGCGGCGAUGCGAAGCGGGUGUCUGAUGAGCUCAAUGGCAAUGCCAAGCCCGUGCCACCGCCCCGAGAUCAUCUACGGGUGGAGAAGGACGGCCGGCUGGUCAACUGUUCGCCCGCCCCCCAACUGCCGGAUCGUCGGGCAGCGGGCACCGGCAACGGCAGCAGUGGCAGCCACAGUCAACAACACCACCUGCAGCAGCUGCACCACCAACAGCAACAGCAGCAGCACCUGCACCACCAGCAGCAGCAGCAGAUUGCCCAGAUUGUGGAGCCCACGCUGGAGCAGCUGGACAGCAUCAAGAAGUACCAGGAGCAACUGCGCCGCCGACGCGAGGAGGAGGAGCGCAUCGCCCAGCAGAAUGAGUUCCUGCGGAACAGUCUGCGCGGCUCUCGCAAGCUGAAGGCGCUCCAGGACUCGGCCACGCCCGGCAAGGCCAUCGCCAUGGCCCAGCAGCAGCAGCCGGCGCCGACGGGACUGGCAGCCAUGCCCAUGCCCGCCGGAGUGGAGAACGAGGCGUAUCUGCCGGAUGAAGAUCAGGCGCAGCCACAGCUGCAGCCGCAGCCAGAGCAGAUCGAUGGCUACGGCGAGCUGAUCGCGGCCCUCACCCGCCUCCAGAGCCAGCUGAGCAAGAGCGGGCUCAGCACGCUGGCCGGACGCGUCUCGGCAGCCCACAGCGUUCUGGCCAGCGCCAGUGUGGCCCACGUGCUGGCCGCCCGUACCGCCGUCCUGCAGCGCCGACGCCCCCGCGUCAGCGGCCCGCUGCACCACAACGCCCUCGGCCUGCAGAAGGACAUCGUGGAGCUGCUCACCCAGUCGAACACCGCGGCGGCCAUUGAGCUGGGCAACCUGCUCACCAGCCACGAGAUGGAGGGCCUCCUGCUGGCCCACGACCGCAUCGCCAACCACACGGACGGCACGCCCUCGCCCACGCCGACGCCCACACCCGGCGGAGGAUUGGGUUUGAUGGGAUCGAUGAGCGGAGCCAGCAGUCCGGUGUCAGCGGCGAAGAGAGCGGCGAUGGGCGGUGGGGUGGUGGUGCCACCACCGGUGGUCCCCGUCCCGUCAACGCUGGCGCAGCGCGGAGCAAUGCCGCUGCCGCGGGGCGAGUCGCCCCCACCGCCGCCGCUGCCAAUGCCAAUGCCCAUGGCCAUGCCGAUGAGUGCCUGCUUUGGAACGCUCAACGACCAGAACGACAACAUCCGAAUAAUCCAGAUCGAGAAGUCGACGGAGCCGCUGGGCGCCACCGUGCGCAAUGAGGGCGAGGCGGUGGUCAUUGGGCGGAUCGUGCGCGGCGGAGCCGCCGAGAAGUCCGGCCUGCUCCACGAGGGCGACGAGAUCCUGGAGGUGAACGGCCAGGAGCUGCGCGGAAAGACUGUGAACGAGGUGUGCGCCCUGCUCGGUGCGAUGCAGGGCACGCUGACGUUCCUCAUCGUGCCGGCGGGCAGUCCGCCGUCCGGGGGCCUUGGGGGCCUCGGCCUUCCCGGCAGUCUGGCCGGCAGCGGGGGACCCGGCUCAGGGCUGGGGGCACACCGGGACACGGCCGUUCUGCAUGUACGGGCGCACUUCGACUACGACCCGGAGGACGACCUGUACAUUCCGUGCCGGGAGCUGGGCAUCAGCUUCCAGAAGGGCGAUGUGCUGCACGUGAUCAGCCGCGAGGACCCCAACUGGUGGCAGGCGUACCGCGAGGGCGAGGAGGACCAGACGCUGGCCGGCCUCAUUCCUAGUCAGUCGUUUCAGCACCAGCGCGAGACCAUGAAGCUGGCCAUCGCCGAGGAGGCGGGCCUGGCCCGCUCCCGUGGCAAGGAUGGGGCCAGCAGCAAGGGUGCCACCCUGCUCUGUGCGCGCAAGGGCCGCAAAAAGAAGAAGAAGGCCAGCUCCGAGGCAGGCUAUCCCUUGUACGCCACGACGGCGCCGGACGAGACCGAUCCGGAGGAGAUACUCACCUACGAGGAGGUGGCCCUGUACUAUCCGCGGGCCACCCACAAGCGGCCCAUCGUCCUGAUCGGACCGCCCAACAUCGGACGCCACGAGCUGCGCCAGCGCCUGAUGGCGGACUCUGAGCGCUUCUCCGCUGCAGUGCCACACACAUCACGUGCCCGGAGGGAGGGCGAGGUGCCCGGUGUCGACUAUCACUUCAUCACGCGCCAGGCCUUCGAAGCGGACAUUCUGGCCCGUCGCUUCGUGGAGCACGGGGAGUACGAGAAGGCCUACUACGGCACAUCACUGGAGGCCAUACGAACGGUGGUGGCCAGCGGCAAGAUCUGCGUCCUCAAUCUGCAUCCGCAGAGUCUGAAGCUGCUGCGAGCCUCCGACCUCAAGCCCUAUGUGGUACUGGUGGCGCCCCCCAGCCUCGACAAGCUGCGGCAGAAGAAGCUGCGCAAUGGGGAACCAUUCAAGGAGGAAGAGCUCAAAGACAUCAUUGCCACGGCCAGGGACAUGGAGGCCCGAUGGGGGCAUCUCUUCGACAUGAUCAUCAUCAACAAUGAUACGGAGCGCGCCUACCACCAGCUGCUGGCCGAGAUCAAUUCGCUGGAGCGCGAGCCGCAGUGGGUGCCCGCCCAGUGGGUGCACAACAAUCGGGACGAGUCAUAGGGAUUCACUGGAACCAGGCCCCCCUCCACCAGCAUCCAAUCCCAACUCAAACUGCAAACGCAACUCCAACUCCUGCUCCUCCCGCAGUCUUUGUAAAUACAAGUUUCCAACGAGCCAUCAGCCAGGCCCAGGCCCAGGGUCCAGCUCCAGUCCCUCGGAGAAGUACCGCCCACACAUUGCAUAUACCGACCCCUAUAUCUCUGUAUUGUAUAUCCCCAACCCAUAAAUAUUUAUAUUAUCUGUUUGCAAAUUUCCUCGUGUUUUUUUUUUUGUAUUUUUAGUUUUACUCUUUGAACUGUUUUGAAAGCCCUCCCAUUCCCAUACCAAUUCUAUUAUAUGUCCCCCUACUAUGUACUUAUUUUAACGAAAUUGUUGUUCGAUUAACCAUUAUUGUUCCAUCUUUUUUUUUAACACUAACUUAUAUACAAUACAUAAUAUAUAGUUAUAUACAUACAUAUAUCGUACGAGUAUGCAUGUAUAUUUGUUUUUUUUUUUUUUUUUUUUGGUCUAAGCUAAGCUCCGUGCACUUCCUUAAUUUCUGAGGGCCAAUCAAAAAUGUAAAUUAGCAAAUUACAAAAAAAAAUACUAAGGCCAGAAGGGCCAGAAGCCUGAAGACCUGAACCCCUGAAGAGCAGACCCAAUAAAUUGUGUAAUAAUACUACCAUAAGCGACCACAAAACAAAAAAACAAACCAAUCGAAUCGAAUCCAAAUCCAAAAUGUUAACAGAGCCAGAACAAUCCGUACGGCGGGAAAAUAGGAAAGGUGAUGGGAGGACGGAGUGGAAGGAGUGCGUAGAGAAUCAGAUGCAUAUGUUGCAAUUACGUAAUCUAUUUACUUUAUACAGAUACCGAUAUACAUACUAUACAUAACUUAUAGACGAACGAAGAUCGAAGCUUACUUCCAAAACCAUUUAACUCUUAACGAAAGUAACGAAGUAGCGAAGCUUUGAAACGAGAGAAAGAGAGACAACAAAAUCAGUAAGUCAUUGCCAAAAAAAAACAGAAAGAGGGAGGAGGGUAAAGGAUGGGUGAUGGAUGAUAGAUGAUGAUAGAUCGAGCUAAAGGAUACACUCCACGAGCGAAACCGUAGCGAACUUUAAGCACUGUAAAAAUAAAAACCAAACAAGUAAUCGAAUGAAAAGCGAUUGAGGAUGAAAUCGAUGAUGAAAUUGAUAAUGAUGAUGAUGAUUGAGGGGCCGAAGGAAGGGAAUGGAAAAUGCAUUAGGCUAAGCAUCAAACGAAAAUACAAAAGUAAAUGUUGUUGUAAUUAAUUAUCGUAAACUAUACAAAAAAACAAACAAACAAAAAUCGUCUAGAUAACAAAGAAACGAAAGAGUAAGAGAGUUGGUUUCCCACAGCCAAACCACUAACGAGACCGGAAUAGUUGCAGGUUUUAGGCAUGAAUACAUAUUUUGAUGAAAUAUACUAUAUAGAAAUAUACACUA